This is a messenger RNA of Clonostachys solani, 1119 nucleotides long. The record is from the annotation of a GenBank genome assembly. Lineage: Eukaryota; Fungi; Ascomycota; Sordariomycetes; Hypocreales; Bionectriaceae.
AUGGCUGCACAUAUUUACAUCAGCUUGCAGGGUACAUCAUUCCGUCUCAUUAUAAGUACAGCUACGCUAACGUACUUAGGAACUGUCUAUCGCUGUGCCAAACGUAGCGUCGAAGAUGACAAGAUGCUGGAGCGAUAUUCAAACGCCCUCCAAGGCACAGUGGCAGAAUCCACGUUGGACACAAUAUACUCGUUAUUUGCUGGGGAAUGGCGUCAGCAAGAGGAUAUUGUCGACCCAUUUCUUGAUACACGAGGUAAACUGAUCAAUACCGUAUGGAUUUUUGAUCUCGAUAACGAUCUCCUCCGGCUUCAUAAAACAGACCACUACACUUCAGUAUCUCUCAGCCUUCUCCGUCAGCGUCCUAUUUCCGUCAGUGAUUUCGAGCCUUACAAGCCACCAACUUCUAUCCAAGCCUUUCGACCCCCUCGAGCCUCGCAAUGCAUAAUGCGGCGUAAUGGGAUCUGCAAAGAUCGCUUAGAGCGACAUAAGGCUCUGGUUCAGAAGAUGUUGACAGACUUUGCAUACCAAUGGAGACACGUUCUUUCUGGCCGAUUCAACCACUCAACGUUCAGAAGGCUCGCUUAUGCUAUCAUCAAGAUUGUGACGCUAGAUUUUGAAGUGAAGGAGAUUACGACACAACGCCAAGGAACCGGCGGCUUCUUGGUCUGGUUAAAUAAUCUUCCCGAGUGGGAGCCAUUUAGUGGACAUAUUGUACGAGUAGGCGGGGCAUCUGUUGUUUCAUCACAGCACCCUUGCCAUGCAGUUCAUCUCAUCCGAGAAGACUUCCAACAAUACUGUGUUUCAAAAGCAGAACAUGGCAUGUCUGUGGUCGGGGAUCGGACUUACCUGGUAUUGUCUGUAAGAGAAGUCAGCAUGUAUCGGAUUAAUUCCGAGAAUGAAAGGUGUACGAAGGCCGAGCGUUUGUUUGACGGCACCCUCCCUCCUUCGGAUGCAGCCAUCGAUCAGCUUCUGCAAGCCACGCUUAGUGUCAGCCCUGUGACAACACUUCGAGGACUUCCCACCGAGUUACAGGAGAAAAUCGUGGAUAAUCUGGCAGCAGGCCCAGUCGAAAGAGCGAGAGUUCACCCUUUACCUGGUGGAGUGGUGGUCGAAGUAUAG